Soboliphyme baturini is the source of this 825-nucleotide messenger RNA. The record is from the annotation of a GenBank genome assembly. NCBI's taxonomy places the organism in Eukaryota, Metazoa, Nematoda, Enoplea, Dioctophymatida, Soboliphymatidae.
AUGGUGUGCUACUGGCGGAACUUUUAUCGCCUCGUUCCCGUGACCGUUGCCGCUGGUCGUACGACAUCUGUUGGUUUAGACUUCAGACGGUCAAUCGGCUAUUUUGUUACGACGCCAAUUUUCUACGUCAAUGCAGCUCCACACAUUGGUCAUUUAUAUUCGGCUCUCUUGGCUGAUGCUUCGAACAGGUGGUACAUCCUGAAGCAUCCAAGUGAAAAGACUCUUUUCGUCACUGGAAGUGACGAGCACGGAAUUAAGGAUGUUUUUCGACACUUCAAUAUUUCAAAUUCUGAUUUCAUCCGUACAACGGAGGAGCGACACGUCAAAGCGGUCACAGCGUUCUGGAACAAGCUGUUGGAGAGCGGCAGCAUUUACAAGGCAAAGUAUUCCGGCUGGUACUGUGUUUCCGAUGAGACCUACUAUUCUGAAAGGGAAAUCGAAGACGCAGUGAUGCCGGACGGAACUAAAGCGAAAGUAUCUACUUCAAGCGGUCACAAAGUGGAAUGGACCACCGAAGAAAACUACUUGUUUGCCCUUACGAAGUACGAGAGCAAACUACGGAAGUGGUUGCAGGAAUCCGGUGUUGUUCAACCGAGUUACAUUCACCAGUUUUUAAUGAAUUCCUUCCACAACAUCUCUGACGUGUCGGUUUCGCGGCAGCGAGAUCGAUGUCCUUGGGGAAUCGAAGUUCCCGGCGAUGCAUCACAGACGAUUUAUGUAUGGUUUGACGCUCUUGUGAACUACCUUACCGCUGCCGGUUAUCCGAAUAAAAUAACACGUUGGCCACCGGAUUGCCAGCUGGUCGGAAAAGACAUAAUAAAGUAA